AUGAUGGCAGUUUCAAGGACAGAACCAAACAUUCUUAUUACUGGCACCCCAGGAACUGGAAAAACUACAUUGGGGAAGGAACUCGCACUACAAUCAGGACUAAAGUUCGUCAACAUAGGAGACUAUGCCAAGGAAAAUGAGGCCUUUGAGGGAUAUGAUGAUGCCUACGAAUGCCCCAUUCUGGAUGAAGAUGCAGUCAUGGAUGGGCUUGAGGACAUCAUAUCCCAUGGAGGAGUGAUAAUCGACUAUCACGGAUGUGACUUCUUUCCCGAGAGAUGGUUUGAUGUCGUGUUUGUAUUGAGGACCAACAACACGGUGCUGUAUGACAGACUGGUGCAGAGAGGCUACUCAGGCAAGAAGUUGGAGGACAACUUACAGUGUGAAAUCUUCCAGACCAUCCUUGAAGAAGCAAAGGAAUCAUAUGCAACUCAAAUUGUACAUGAGCUUCCAAGUAACACUUGGGAUGAGAGACAUUCCAAUAUCCAGAUGAUCCUUGGAUGGAUUGAUCAGUGGAAGAAGGAUCAUGCAUAG
Messenger RNA from Darwinula stevensoni, 531 nucleotides. The record is from the annotation of a GenBank genome assembly. NCBI's taxonomy places the organism in Eukaryota, Metazoa, Arthropoda, Ostracoda, Podocopida, Darwinulidae.